UACAACACUCGACAGAGAAAUUUGACAAGGACUCGUACAAUACAAUAGCGCUAGUCCUCGUGCUACGCUACAGUACUCGGAAUUGGCUCUCGUUGUCGAGAGAGUGGAGACUGCUUGUGUAAAAAAAAGCUAGCCUUUGCUAGCCUUUGCUAGCCUUUGCCUUUGUCUAUUUGGUUUUCGCAACCAGUGUGUCCUUGUGGUGUCGGCUUGAGCGCAGAUUUUCCGCCGCUACAUCUUUUGAAACGGUUCGUGCGGUCCCUCCCAAUCUAGCUCGCCCGCGCGAGCCAGCGGGUACAAUGGAGACUGAAGAGAAACUAGACCUGCGGUCCAGCGAAGGAGACUGCGUCUUGUGCUCUGUGACCGAGGCUGAAGUAAGCCUGGAUGAAAUGCUAAGCCUGGCGUGUCGGCAAGGCAAGCAGGACAUCGUGGAGCUUCUUCUGGAGAGCGGUGCUCUUGUGAAUCACCGAAACAAGGCAGGGAAUACUCCUCUGCUCGAAGCAUGCAGCCAGGGUCAUGUAGACGUGGCCAGGCUGCUUUUGGACCGAGGUUCUGUGAUCGAUGCUCCAACGGAAUCGACGUCAGAUAGCGCCCUAACUUGGGCGUGCACGCUUGGAAACGACCUAAUCGUACAUUUGCUUUUGACUCGCGGAGCAAACGUUGAGCACAGGACCAAAGAUGGUUGCACCGCCCUGAUGUUCGCUGCGUUGGCCGGACACGUGCAAGUGGCUGAGCUACUGUUGGACCACGGCGCUGAGAUCAACGUGCAGUCCGACUCGAACAAGGACAGCCCGCUUACGUUUGCCUGCUGGAAGGGCCAUCAUGAUGUUGUUGAGUCGUUGCUGAAUCGCAGCGCACAUAUUGAGCAUCGCACGAAAGAGGGCUUCACCCCUUUGAUGUUUGCUGCACUCGGCGGUCACACCGCCGUCGCCGAUCUGCUGCUGGUGCAAGGUGCCAAGGUGAAUGUGCCGUCCGGUUCCAACAACGAUAUCCCGCUGACAUCUGCGUGCUGGAAAGGCCACCACUCGGUCGUCAAGUCGCUCAUCGAAUAUGAAAGCAACUUGGAGCACCGCACCAAGGAUGGCUGCACGCCGCUGAUGUUAGCGGCACGCGAGGGUCACUUGAGCGUGGCAAUGCUGAUACUGGAGCGCGGCGCCAAGUUGAACAGCCCGUCCGGCAGCGAGAACAACAUUCCACUGACGCUGGCUUGCUGGAAAGGCCACUGCGAAGUGGUGGAGUUGCUGCUGCAUCACGACAGCGAUCUCGAGCACCACAACAAAGCUGGCUGCACACCGCUGAUGCUGGCAGCCCGAGAGGGCCACGUUGAGGCAACUGAGUUGCUGCUCGAACAUGGCGCCGAGAUCAAUGUCCCGUCCGGUUCAAACGACGACACUCCGUUAACGUUAGCAUCGUGGAAGGGACAUGCGGAAGUCGUGGAGCUGCUGCUGUCCAAUAAGUCCAAUGUGGACCACCAGACCAAGACUGGCUGUACACCGCUCAUGGAGGCUACGCGGGAAGGACAUGCACUCGUAGCUCAGUUGCUGCUUGAGUAUGGUGCUGAGGUUGAGACUCCUGACAAUUACGGCCAGUCACCGUUGUUUAUGGCUUGCUGGAAAGGGCACGCGCGUGUCGCCCGCCUUCUGCUCGAACUCAAUGCAAACCGCGACUGUCGUACCAAGACUGGUAUCACACCACUCUUUCAGGCGUGUCGCGAGAACCACAUUGAAGUUGUACGUCUGCUCCUGGAGUACGGCUGCUCUGUCAACUCGCCGUUCCCGAACAGCAGCAAAGAGAAUCCGUUGACGUUGGCGUCGGAGAAGGGCCACGUGGACCUGGUGAAGCUGCUGCUUGAGCGCGGUGGGAAUGUUGAAGUGCGCACAAAGAAGGGAGCCUCACCGUUCUUCUUGGCAUGUCGCGAGGGUCACAUGGGAAUCGCCAUCAUGCUAUAUGAAAAGAGAGCCGAUACGGAAGUGCCGGAUUCACGCAGCGUCACGCCUUUGCUUGCGUCUUUCCGCAAUGGUCAUGUUAAAGUGGUUGAGUGGCUCCUUAACUAUGUCAAGGCGUUCCCGAGUGACGACGAUUGUUCGAAAGCCCUGUCGGCCCCUUGUCCACCUGAUUCGAAAAUGGAUGAGAUCAGGACAUUGCGGGAGCAAUGUACUGAGUUGAUCAUGGCAGCCAAAGCGAAGAAGACGCACGCAGCAGAACGGUGUGCCGAGCUGCUGUUUAAUGAGCUUGAUGCCGAGAAAGCAUCCAAGGAGACCAAGCGGCAGGCAGCCAUUCGGAAGCGCGACAAGCGGAAGAAGCGCAAACGCGAGCAACAGGAAGAGGAGGCUCGCAAGGAGUUGGAGGCCAAGGAACAGGAGGAAGCUAGUCAGCAAGAAGCCGUCAUCGAGAGGACGGUGGCCGCCACCACUCUUCGUUUGACAGCCAGCCCGGAAAGCAUCCUAUCGGCGCUGAAGUUCCUGACAGCGACACCAUCAGCGCCCACGACCACCACGAUAUCGACCAGCAGCUCCUCCUCACGACAGGCGAGCAGCACUCGCGAACGGCGCAAUCUCGGCGUUGAUGAUGUUGUUGCAGCUGCCGCUGCAGGUGUUAGCGUCAUUAGCCCCGCGCGAAAAGCUAGCGUACCGGCAGCAGAACGCGACCGAACAAGCCAGCAAUCGAGCACCGACUUAUCCGCUAGCGACGACGAUCGCAACCGGAAGAAUAGACGGCGGCGCAAAGUCAAGACUCCGACCACCACCGCUCUUACUGGUCCGUUCUCGGCCAUAGCGUUAGCAGCAAAACCCCUGCAGCUCACAGCCCUCUUGUCGAGCACGCAGGCCUCGUCGAAAUCGUCCUCGUCGUCCGUGACCGGGGAUUCCGCACGUCACCACGGCAACGCAAGCAGCCAGCCCUGGCCGCCCCGGUCCGACACGCCCGGUGAAGCGCGCAGCAAGACUGGGACCAAAUCGUCAUCCAGUGUCAUCGCUGCUGCGUCUGCCGGAGCAGCAGCUAGACCUGGCAGUAGCGGUAGUGCCAGCUCCUCAUCUUUCGACGGGAGCGGUAGCAGUGGGGAAACCACGACGACGACUAGUGUGAUCAAUGUAGAAGACGUCCGGGUGAAAGCAGCCGCUAUGUCUCUGUCGGCGCAGCGCUCCGCACGCACCCCGCCGCGCGCUCCGAACCCGCGCGCUCGCACCACCGCCGAGACGUCCCAUCAGCAGUCGACGGCCCAGAGCAAUGCGUCGCGCCUCAGCUCGGGGAGCGAUACGGCCGUCGUGUACAGCAGUCGCUCCUCUGCUUCGUCAAGUCGCGCCGGUGUUGCAUCCACGGCUGGAGCUCAGGGUAGCUCCGGCUCGGCAAGCACUGCAGGCGCUUCGUCAUCGCUAGCGGCCGCGACCAGUGCCGUCAGCUCAGUGCGCUCUUCCGCUGGUGUUAGCACAUCAUCCCAGAGUGUUGCCGAGUCGUUGUCCGGAGAGAAUUCAGCUCGAGACGUAGGUCCUGCUGCGUACAUGGAGGAUGACCUGGACUGGUUUGAAUCCUCCACGUCAACUUCGGUGAGAACUCUCUAAGCUUUAUCAACCGAUACUGUAGGGCUUAAUAUGGCUGGACUUUUAACUUAGAUCUGCACUCGUCCCUCUUUAAUCCAACACUUUAAAAACCAGCACCCCCUAUGAAGAUGCAUAAUUUCCAGCAACCAGAGUAUCCUGUUCAUGCACAGUGCAGCAGUAAAUCAGAUCUUCUAAUCCAGCACCCUCCCUAACCCAGCACCCUCCCUAACCCAGCACCCUCCCUAAUCCAGCACCAUCCCUAAUCCAGCACCCUCCCUAAUCCAGCACCCUCCCUAAUCCAGCACCCUCCCUAAUCCAGCACCCUCCCUAAUCCAGCACCCUCCCUAAUCCAG
Sycon ciliatum is the source of this 3886-nucleotide messenger RNA. RefSeq names its product ankyrin repeat domain-containing protein 17-like. The transcript is spliced from 7 exons. Lineage: Eukaryota; Metazoa; Porifera; Calcarea; Leucosolenida; Sycettidae. The record is from RefSeq and is a predicted model, not a curated record. Gene Ontology annotation, molecular function: protein binding. The coding region runs from base 297 to 3554 and encodes 1085 amino acids.